This is a messenger RNA of Panthera uncia (snow leopard), 957 nucleotides long. Its product is annotated as olfactory receptor 4K13-like. Gene Ontology annotation, cellular component: membrane. The coding region runs from base 1 to 957 and encodes 318 amino acids. Gene Ontology annotation, biological process: G protein-coupled receptor signaling pathway. The record is from RefSeq and is a predicted model, not a curated record. The transcript has a single exon. NCBI's taxonomy places the organism in Eukaryota, Metazoa, Chordata, Mammalia, Carnivora, Felidae. Gene Ontology annotation, molecular function: olfactory receptor activity; G protein-coupled receptor activity.
AUGCCAACAACCAAACAAAUGGAGAAACAAAAUCAUUCCAUCGUGUCUGAGUUUAUUUUGCUGGGCCUCACAGAGUUUCGUGAGUUACAGCUUUGCUUAUUUUUGUUUUUUUCCAUUAUCUAUGUAGUCACUGUGUUAGGUAACCUCAUGAUUAUCUUUGUAGCAAAACUGGACCCUCAAUUACACUCUCCCAUGUACUUCCUGCUGGCCAACCUCUCCUUUAUUGAUAUGUCCCUGGCCUCCUUUGCUACUCCUAAAAUGAUCUGUAACCUAAUUAGUGAAUAUAAGGCUAUCUCCUAUAAAGGCUGCAUGGCCCAGAUGUUCUUCCUUCACCUUUUAGGUGGAAGUGAGAUGAUGUUGCUUGUAGCCAUGGCAAUUGAUAGAUUCAUUGCUAUUUGCAAACCUCUCCAUUACAAAAAUAUCAUGAACCAUCAUGUUUGCAUUGGACUUGCACUUCUUUCCUGGACCACUGGUUUUGUACACACUAUGAGCCAAAUGGUGUUCACAGUGACUUUACCAUUCUGUGGUCCCAAUGUUGUGGAUAGUUUUUUUUGUGAUCUGCCUCGGGUCAUCAGACUUGCCUGCACUGACACUUAUAUCCUGGAGCUAUUGGUCAUUGCAUUCAGUGGACUACUCGCUUUGUUCUGUUUCACCUUUCUGUUCAUCUCCUAUAGCAUCAUUCUAAUUACUGUCCGGCGUCGCUCCUCCACCAGGUCUUCCAAGGCUUUGUCCACUCUCUCAGCCCACAUUACAGUGGUGGUGCUGUUCUUUGGACCUUGCAUCUUUAUCUACAUAUGGCCAUUCAGCAAGAUAUCCAUAGAUAAGAUCCUUUCUGUGUUUUACACCAUUUUUACUCCCCUUUUAAAUCCAAUCAUCUACACAUUCAGGAAUAAAGACAUGAGAAAAGCAAUAAGAAAAAUAAAGAAGAAGGAUGUGAGUCCCAGAUCGACCUUUUAA